Lachancea nothofagi CBS 11611 is the source of this 1935-nucleotide messenger RNA. Lineage: Eukaryota; Fungi; Ascomycota; Saccharomycetes; Saccharomycetales; Saccharomycetaceae. The record is from the annotation of a GenBank genome assembly.
AUGGAGACCAGCAUCCAUUCGCGAAGCUUCUACAAUGCUAAAAUGCAGGACGCCUACAACCAGCUACUGUCAGAGCGCGACGAUGACAGAUCGGUUCAAUUUAGCGUUGCGGGGAGCGAGGAGGACGAGGACGAGUUUAGUGAUGAUAUCAGCGAGGAUUUCUCCAAUGAUAUCAUGGAACUAAGUGAUCGAUCGAGCCAUGGCAGAUCUGAGGUUAACGACGAUUACGAACAGUUUAAGACCUCUCUGAUGCGCGACGAGUGGCUAGAACUGGGAGAAGAGGAGGACGACGAGGAUAAAGACUAUACGGAAGAAGCGGACCGAAGUUUCAUAAUGGAAAACGAUGAGCCUGAGGUGGACGUAUGGAUGGAGGAUAAUACCAGAAGUUGGCAAACAGCGGUACCGAAAGCUCGUAAUAUUUGGGCGCUUAUCGCAUUUGUCGUACUGUUUUUAAGUUUCAUUUGGAGACCUGGUUUUAGCUCUGGUGGGUCUAUGCACUCCAGUCUAGAUACUCCAGUGGCUUCUAGUAAUGCCCAGUUACGCGCCCAAUUGAAUAGUUUAUAUCGCGAGCUCCAGGAUGAUCGCAAGACCGCGAAGAAGGAACUAGACAAUGCGAUACGACUUGUCAUUUUACAAGUGGAAAAGAACCUAAAGAAAUUGUUACCGCGCGAUUUAGGGUCUGUGCAGUCUCAGCUGCAACGCCUCGAUACCCAAGUUCAAGAUUUGUCCCGCACUUUUAGUCUCAACAAUGUGACCGAAUGGCAAGAUUCGCUCGUGUUCGAAUUGGAGCAUCUGUUGCCCGAGCAAAUUCCGGUCGUGCUAAAUAAUUCUACCCAGGCGCUAAUGGUAGUGCCAGAGCUGCAUCGAUAUUUGGCACAAAUAAUUCCGCAAGUAGUGAACAAGACGGUGUCCAUCGAAUCAACAAAACCUUUCCAAUAUGAUACCGGUCAAUAUGUGCGUGAAAUAUUGCGAGACGAGUACCAAUAUGUAGACAAGUCUUUCUUUCUCAAGGAGCUAGAUUUGGCGCUUAAAUCCAGUAAGGAAGACAUCUUGCGCGAGAUGGAAUCGCGCAUCUCCACGCUGGAGAACGUGCCGCAGCAAUAUUCCAACGUACUCCAACGGAAGCUCAUACACAAGAUCUACAAUGCCAAUCAACAUCAAUGGCAAGACGACGUGGAUUUCGCCACUGUGGCUCAAGGCACUCGUUUGUUAAAUCAUCUCUGCUCGACAACUUUUCAAGGUCUGCAAGGUAUCCCACCUAACGGGGUUACUCCAUUGGAUCUCUUGGCAGACGCGCAACCCGCACCGUCCACGUAUUGGUUGUGCAGUGACAAAAACUCCAAACAAUGCGCUUGGGCCGUACGAUUUGCGCAGCCGUUAUAUUUGACUCGGAUAGCUUACGUUCAUGGUCGUUUUACGAACAAUUUGCACCUGAUGAAUUCCGCCCCUAGUACCAUCUCGGUCUACGUCAAAUUACAGUCCUCCUCAGAUUCGGAGUUUCGCCGCACCGCGGCCAGAAACGGCCACGGUGCUACAUGGGCUCAAGACCGUUCCUUCAUCGAAAUUGGAUCCUGGAACUACGAUAACAGUGACCCACGUAUCCGCCAAAAUUUUCCACUGCCUCCGUGGUUCAUUCAGUGCAAGCCUCAGGUUCGAAGUCUGGCAUUAGUGGUCAGAUCCAACAACGGAAAUGCGCACUAUACUGCAUUGCGAAAAUUCGUAGUCAAUGCUGUCACGGCACAAGACCUACAGUUGAGCUCCACUUACGUCCAGUCUCGCCAAUUCGAAAUCCCCGAGUAUUCGUCUCCCUUGGAAGAUACAGAGAGAGUACGUGCUUCACAGGUAGCAGCUUGGCAACAACGAAACAAUCCGGCCCAUCCCGGAACGAACGCUGACGUACCUUCGUUUGGACAAGAUGAAUUCGACGAAAACUAA